Penicillium odoratum is the source of this 1203-nucleotide messenger RNA. RefSeq names its product RNA-DNA hybrid ribonuclease. The transcript has 3 exons. The coding region runs from base 1 to 1203 and encodes 400 amino acids. NCBI's taxonomy places the organism in Eukaryota, Fungi, Ascomycota, Eurotiomycetes, Eurotiales, Aspergillaceae. Gene Ontology annotation, biological process: DNA replication, removal of RNA primer. The record is from RefSeq and is a predicted model, not a curated record. Gene Ontology annotation, molecular function: RNA-DNA hybrid ribonuclease activity; nucleic acid binding.
AUGAAGGGUGCUACACCCUCCCCCAGUCCGGCGCCCGGAACGAAAGCUUCGCCGGCCCCAAAAUCCACGCCCUCUCCCGCCGCAGGAAUCAAGCGCAAAAGAGUCCCUGCCGCAAAAUAUUACGCUGUCAAAGCAGGCUUCAAGCCAGGGAUUUACUAUGGAUGGCCGGAGUGCUUAGCCCAAAUCACAGGGUUCAAGGGAGCUAUCUUUCAAUCAUUUUUGAGCCACGAAGAUGCCACCGCUUUCUUGAACGGUGUUAAACCUCCAUCCGGCGGUGCGACAGAGGGCGCCGAAAGGUACUAUGGGAUACAGCGAGGCCGUGUGCCUGGGGUUUACACAGACUGGUCGAAAGCACAGGAGCAGAUUCGGGGAUUUACGCGCCCGCGAUAUCGCAAGUUUUCGACGCGAGAGGAGGCCGAGGAUUUUGUGAGAGAAGGACAGACACAGCCUCCUGUUGGCUUUGGGGAUACAAAGAAACCCACUGGACCGCAUGGCAUUAUGAGUGAGAACCUUAAAGAUGCAGAAGGUGUGGAAUUUGCGCCUGGAGAAGGACCUUUGCCACAAGGUGCGGAGGAUGGGUUUGACCCCAAUGUGCUGCUUGAUUCCACCACAGGGAAGGUGGUCUAUAAGACUGCACUUGAAAAGGCUGGUACCAAGACCCAAGCAGCGGGGAUACCGGGCAUGCUACGGAUUUACACGGAUGGGAGUUCCUUGCGAAAUGGGACACCACUGGCAUCUGCUGGGGUUGGGGUCUUCUUUGGGCCUGGAGAUUCAAGGAACGUAUCGGAGCCACUAAAAGGCAGUCGUCAAACAAAUCAACGAGCAGAAUUAACGGCAAUUCUGCGAGCGAUUGAUAUUGCGCCUCGUCACCGCGACGUGACUAUUUUCACCGACAGCCGAUACGCGAUUGACUGUGUUACUGUUUGGUUUGUUAACUGGCGUCGUAACAACUGGAUGACCAAAGACAAAAAACCAGUGGAAAAUAAAGACUUGGUCGAAUCAAUUUUGGUGAAGAUUGAAGAACGUGAAGAGCUCAAAGUCAAAACUUUGUUUCAAUGGAUCAAGGGACAUUCUCAAGAUCCCGGCAAUGAGGCGGCGGAUCGACUUGCCGUAAACGGAGCUCACGAGGGUGUCAGACAAAAGGCUGAAGCCUUGGAAGCCACUCGAGAUAUUCCUGAUGAUGUAUUUGAUGACGAUUUCUGA